ACUAAAGCGAAAAUCGGCCUUAGAUGAAAUAAUGAAAGUAAGAGAAAUGUUCAUCAGUUUGCUCGUCAAAACCUUUUUCAAUUUAAUUUUGUUUCUUGACUGUUGCCUCGAUAGGAAGAGGAAGCGAAGAAAGCAAAAAAAGAAACUUUACGGAAAGAAAAUUGGUUAAUGAAGGUUAGAUUAUUCACUGACAGAUUAUCCAAGAUUUUUAAUUGUACCAGGCCCGUGAGCAGGGCUCAAAGUAGAGAAAAAAUAUGGCCUGCCAGUCUCAAAAUUUUUGGCAGGUGAAAUAAAUUUUAGCCUGCCGUUUUUAUUCAUUGAAACUGACAAAAUGGCAAUGUCUCAUAGGAGUCUUAUUGUGAAAAUCAAUGUUUUCAUGAUAUGCAUUUUUAGUAUUUUUAUUACAGUAAACUUGGAUUUACAUUUCAAACGUAUUUAGUCGACUAAAUGAUCUAGUAUAUAUGACAUAAGCAGGGUCACGCAAGAAUUUUAUCCAUAGAGCAAUUGGUUAUUAACUAUGGUUAUUAUGAGCCCAAAAUCAUAUACUUCAGUAACUAUUUGAAGUAAAAAACUGUCUGACGACUUUUCAAACAAGACUUAAUGUUAUUUGGUCAUUUAGAUGUAGUUUUAUAUGGCUAACUCUGCUUAUGACGUCACUAAAAUCACCGAUAAUGAGAUUAAAAAUUAAUCCAAGAUGGCGGACAGCAAAUUAUUUUAAGUCAAAAUAUUUCAAGAAAUAAUAAAGUUACGCAAAGUCGGUAAAGGAGAUUAACAUAUAAUUUUAAAAGUUCUUUAAAAUGAAAUAAUAAAAAAAUAUAUUGCUGUGUCCCUUUAAUUAAAUGAAAUAUAUUUAUAGAAUUUCACCUGCCAUUUUUUUUUACUUGGCAGUUCAAAUUUGUUUUUGCCUGCCAUUUCUAAAAUAUGACCUGCUUUUGGCCAUUGGCGCCCAUGAGCUAUGUAUGUAUCUGGAGUGAGAAGUGAGAACUCGAGUCUAAACAUUGAAGCCAAUGUAUUUGAAAUUAUUCUUCUUUAGGGAAUUGUGGUGAAAGUCGUUCAUAAGAGACUCGGUGAAAAAUAUCACAAAAAGAAAGCGGUUGUCAAGGUCAAGCUUUUUUUCAUCUUUCAUAAAGUGAUUAAAUUUGUUUUACGCUGAUUUCCACGAGGUGUGAUCGCUACCGCAACUAUUCCAUAUCGUGCUUCGUGUGUUUAUUGACGGUGGUAUUUUGUCUUAUAGUACAAUCAAAAUAGAAAAUAGGUCAGAAAAAAUUAGUAAAAAGCCAAAAAUUAGCGUAUAUGCACUCUCUUUAGCAACCUUGAUAACAUGCUAAAAGUCCUCGUGUAUCGUCUUGGAGCUUUCUCCAUUGUGACAAGUUUUUUGUUCGAUUUCCCUAGUGAACUCCUAUAUUGUUAAAAAAGUGAAAUUUCAGAUUCAUAAUCAUUUAUAGGAAAAAUAAGUUACAUCAUUAGAAGACAUUUAAACGGCUACCUUGAUUUUGCAAGUUCUUCUUGAGUUAUGAGCUGUUGGAAACGUGUUGUCAGACUAGUACCCAGGAUUUUUGCCAGAUUUUGGCCUAUUUGUCACAUUUGGAACAGCAAUAACUCGAAAACCGCUUGAAAAAUUUAGGUGACAGCUGUUUAAAUGUCUUAUAUGUAGUUUUUAUGAACUUUCUAGUGAUGCGAGUCCUUUUUGUUAUGAGUGAACUUGAAAUUUCACGUUUUUUAACAAUAUGGGAGUAAUAGGGAAAUCGAAAAAAACCUUGUCAUAAUGGAAAAAGCUCCAAGAGGAUACAUGGGGACUUGUAGUAUUUUGUUCAGGAUAGUUAAAUUAUUGCAUCUAACAAUUUUUAGCUUUUUACUAUUUUUUUCCAACCUUGGCCUUAAAAUGAGCUAAAAUUACUGAACUAUUAUUUCAGGAAGUGAAGGAGUUGUUCACAGGAAUUGUAAAAAUGGUAAACGGUGGAGAUGUCUUGAAAAUUGAUCAAACUCAUUUGGAAACCGUUAUACCUGCCAUAGGUAAUGUGAAAUUUAUUUCAAAAUGUUUAAGAACGAACUUUCUCUAAGCCUAUGUUAAUAAUAUAUUUUGUGUUCAAUGUGUAGACCACAGUAAGACUUUUUUUAGUAUAGGUAAUCAUGCGAUGGCGAGUACAAUUAGGGAUUAAUAGUACGAGUGAUGUUUGGAAAUUUUGCCAAAAUUGGACGAGCCGCUCAACAUUGUAUUCUCUCGCCAAAGCCCAGUCCUGCCAGACUUUCAACCAAAAUUUGGUGCUUUUGUUUGUAUUUUCAUUUAGUUCUUUUGUUCAAGCAAAAUUUGGUGCUUUUGUUCGUAUUUUCAUUUAGUUCCUCCACGGCAAUUUCAUUUCGCAAUUGUGUUUAAAUCAUUGAACUAAAAAUAACGUAUUUUUAGUUCACUGGUUUAAAUACCUUUCCGCCAUUUUGUUUGUUUUGGGAAAAUCAUUAAUUGUACUGCAGUACAAUUAAUGAAAUAAUUGUACUCCUCUCAACCAAUCAGCAUCCAGUAAUUUUGUCAUGCUAAUAAUAAAUGUGUUUAUCACAUCAACAAACGACGUUUCGGUGAUUUAUUCCAUCUUCAUAUAGAUAAGAUUAAAUUCAAAUUGUAAUCUUAUCUUCCUGGAGAUGGAGUAAAUCUCUGAAACGUUGUUUGUUGAUGUAAUAAACACAUUAAAAAAGUCUUACUGUGGUGUAUACAUUGAACACAAAAGUCAUGUAUAUUUGCUGCCAUGCAGUUUGUUCUAAAAACCUAAGAUCCAUGAUCUAUUUUCCAGGAAGGUUGGUUUUAAUCGUAAAUGGCCGCUACAGAGGGCAGAAAGGAACUCUGAUCGCUUUAGACGAGAAAACGUUCAGCACUUCUGUUGAAAUUAAGGAGGUAACUCUCACCUAUUGAUUGUAACAUAUUUUCAAGAUGUUUGAAAAGUUAUUGUCAUAAAAUACGUACAUGAUAUCGCGAUCAAAUACAAAUCUCCCCUUGUAAUACUGUUGUAAUGUCGAUAUAUCAUAUCUUGUCAAAAUUUCCGGGUUUUUUUUCCUCUAGGGGGAACAUCGGGGCCGUAUUGUGGACAAACUCCCGUAUGAAGAUAUUUCCAAGUUAGACACGUGACAACUCCCUGGCAACGUAUGUAUUUUUGUUCCAUCUUCAUUGUGUACUAUUGUGACCUGCCACGCCUAGUGACGUCAUCCUAUUACGUCAUAAUAUGUGACGUCAUUUUUGGCAUCAUAAUGUAUGAUGUCAUACAAAAACACCAUAAUGUUUGACAUCAUUAUACUGUAUGUGAUAUACUACUGUGUGACUUCAUGCUAUGACGUCAUGUUGUGACGUCAUGCUAUGGUGUCAUUAUGUAUGACGUCAUUCUAAGGCGUCCUAAUGUGUGGUGUCAUUGGAGGAGUAACCAUUACAGUAUGGGACCAUAAUAGUUAUUGAUAUCGAUUAGAAGUUAUCAUUGUCUAAAUGGCUUGACUUCAGCAAUAAUAAUGAGAUCAGCGCAUGAUAUAGUCGCUAUGUCGUUCAGCUCAAAAUGAACAUUCAGUGUUUCAAAACAUUCUGGGGAUGCAUUUCGCUUUAAUUAAAAGUACUUUCAAAAACAUUUUACAACAGUAUCUUAUUAGGCUGAUAAUAAAUCUACGUCAAUCAGCAGUGAUUUAGUAUCUAUAAAUUUUACAGCUGUACAUAUUAUCUAACUACUAAUAAAUUCUACCAAAACAAUGCGGUCCAAUGAAGACCUUUUACAAAAUUCAAAGUCUGAUUACAUAACUUUCAUUGUCUAAACCUCCUUAUAUUUAGAGGGUGUUCAUACUUUAUUUACAAAUGUGUAGAAAUCUUAAAAUUACUUGACGGUGCUCGUUAAUUUAACUAUUAAAAACUUUAACUACAGGAAUCUAGUAAAAUAAACAGAAACUGCGAUAUUUUUUACAUGCAACAGAAUGCUGCUUUUUAGAAUAACAAUGGAAUGAAAUAGUAUUAUAAUAAAUAUUUAGUUU
This is a messenger RNA of Paramuricea clavata, 3993 nucleotides long. NCBI's taxonomy places the organism in Eukaryota, Metazoa, Cnidaria, Anthozoa, Malacalcyonacea, Plexauridae. The record is from the annotation of a GenBank genome assembly.